Molecule: messenger RNA, 1540 nt
Organism: Amphimedon queenslandica
Lineage: Eukaryota; Metazoa; Porifera; Demospongiae; Haplosclerida; Niphatidae
Product: ralA-binding protein 1-like
Exons: 16
Coding region: 18-1463 (481 amino acids)
Biological process (GO): small GTPase-mediated signal transduction
Molecular function (GO): small GTPase binding; GTPase activator activity
Source: RefSeq, a predicted model, not a curated record
GUGGCCUUUAAAACAAAAUGGCGGAUUACGAGUAUGAAGAUAGUUUUGAGAGCAGCAGCGAAUCAGAGAGCGAGUCAAAGGAAUGGGACCGACAGGAGGGCCCUAUUAGUCAGUCCAGUAAAACUGAGUUUGUAAGAUCUGACCUGGAGCAGUCACUAGGGGAGCCUUUAUCUCAAUCUCUGAAGCAAGCUAAUUCCGGGAGCCCUAAAUCAAGUCCAAUGAGUCGUAGGAAGUUCCGGCCUCACUUUAAGAAACCAACUGGACUGGGGAAUAUCAUUAAGAAAAGAAAGAAGAAAGUCUUUGGUGUUAGUUUACAAACUGCUGUGUAUCGGAGUGAGCUUGGUAAUGAUGGGAUCGAACUACCAACCAUAUUCAGACAGUGCAUUGACUAUCUGGAGGAGAAUGCUCUAGAGCACGAAGGUGUGUACAGGUUAGCUGGAGUGAAGUCACAGAUUGAUGGUGUUAAGACACUUUAUGACAAAGAAUCUGAGGUUGAUUUAUCUAAUUAUGACUGCAAUACGGUAGCUAGUUUGUUGAAACUCUACUUGAGAGAACUCCCCGAGCCACUGGUACCUCUAAAACUCCUACCAAGACUGGAAGCAGCUUCUCGCCUGGAUGCACCAGAGAUGCAGUUGGAGAUGCUUUUAUUAGUCAUGGAAGAGUUACCACCUGUUAACAAGCUACUCUUAAGUUGGUUGUUUGUUCACAUGAAUCACAUUGCUGAUAAGGCUAACAUUAACAAGAUGGGCAUAUCGAAUCUUGUUAUUGUUUUCAGUCCUACGCUGCAGAUACCAAUAUCACUUAUGCACUUGCUGUACAAUAACAGGAACUCUUUAUUUCCUAAUGUUGAAAUCCUUAAGUAUGAGCGGUCGAGUAAAUCUUCCAAAUCUUUUGGUUUACCUGAUCCUAAUGAGCUAGAAACCGAGGAAGAGAUUACAGCAGAACUAGCAAGACUAAGUGACAUAUUGGAGAAGCUACAUACUAAAGUCCAUUCAUCAGAUGGGAAAUAUGAUGAGAGAGAUGACUACUGCUGGGAGCUACAGAGAGUUGUGACUGAAUUGAAAAGAAAGAAAAAAGUCCAAGAGCAAUUCUCUGCCUCUAAGCUAGGAGAUGAGCAAGAAUUUAUGAAAGCACUCAUCCUGAUGGCGGCCACAUUAGAAGCAGAGAACGAUGAAAUUAAAGAUGUAAAUUUUGCUCUAAAGGAAUGCAUCAGAAAAGAAAUGAAGCAAAUUGAGGAAUAUGAACAUGAAAUAAAACUAUAUGAAGCAAGACCUCGUGUAGAAACGGAAGAGUUUUUGGGAGACGAAUCGGAGUUUUCACAGUCCAUGUCUAAACUAUUGUGGAAGAAAAGAGAGCUACAGUGCGAAUAUAAUGAACUACUUACUAACAUCAAGCAUGAAGAGGAGAAAGUGAAGGAGCUUAAGAUUCAAAUAAGAGUCUAUCCACUCAACAAUCAGUUUUAAUUCACCAAUAGUUUAUAAUAACGAGUGUACAAUUUUUUAAAAUAAUAAAUUUACAAUGAGUAGUUAUUAAUAGUUAA